UCCAUCCGGAAGUAAAUUGUGGCGCACCGUUUACGGAAGGCGUUCGUUUUUUUCAGCAGAGAAGAAUCUCUGAGUAAAACAAACGUUAAUUCAGAUCACAGUGCGAAGGAGAUAAUGUCCGAGUCCGGACAUAGUCAGCCUGGUAUUUACGGACAGGGACGGAGAAGAAGGCGACGCCGUGACAGAGAGGCUGGACCCCCAGGACAGAAUUUAUCUGGUCCAGGUAGAGAGCGGGAGUAUGUCCCCAGGGAGCGAAGGGAUGGUAGUGUGGAGCCACCUGGUCCUCUUCUGCAAAAGACUCCUAUUAUCCUAGCAAAACCUCCAGGGGAGAGGGUAAAGUGGGCAAUCUCUAACCAUGCACUUGCUUUCAGUGAUUGUGAAAAGACUAAGCCGACGCCAACUGCCCCCGGCGGCCCUCCAUCUUUAGAGAAGCCUAUCAUGCUGAUUAAGACACGGGAUGAUGGAGGAAAACCGGGAACAUCCCCUGAUUUGGUCCCCUCAGCUCCUGGCCUAGGAGCCGUUAAAUUGGAGAGAGAGGGACAGAGACCCACCCAGCCUGUAUACCAAAUCCAGAAUCGAGGCAUGGGACCAGCUGCUUCCAGUAGUGUAGUAGACCCUGUGAUUGGUCAAACCAAGCUUCUGCCGCCAGAGAAAAUGAAGCACAGUAUUAAGCUUGUGGAUGAUCAGAUGAACUGGUGUGACAGUGCUAUGGAGUAUCUGCGGGACCAGACAGACAUGCUGGUGGUGGGUGUUAUCGGGCUCCAGGGAACCGGCAAAUCCACAGUCAUGUCGCUGCUCUCUGCCAACUUACCUGAAGAUGAUCCAAGGGCAUAUGUAUUCAGGGCACAGAGUCAGGAGAUCAAAGAAAGGGGAGGCAACCAGAGCAGUGGGAUUGACUUCUACAUCACCCAGGAGAGCGUGAUCUUCCUGGACACACAGCCUAUUUUGAGUCCUUCUAUUUUGGAUCAUCUCAUUAACAACGACCGCAAGCUACCACCUGAGUACAACCUCCCUCACACUUAUGUGGAAAUGCAGUCUUUGCAGGUAGCUGCCUUCCUCUUCACUGUGUGCCAUGUUGUCAUUGUGGUUCAGGACUGGUUCACUGAUAUCAAUAUCUACAGGUUCCUCCAGACCGCUGAGAUGCUGAAGCCCUCCACCCCGUCCGCCAGUCAUGACAGUGCCGGCUCUGCAGGCUCCGACGAGGGCUCGGAGUACUACCCUCACAUUGUGUUCCUGCAGAACAAGGCCAGGAGGGAGGAAUUUUGUCCCAAGAACCUAAAGAAGAUGCACGCUGUGGUGGACAAGUUGAUGGCGCACUCUCACCUGAAGUAUAAAGGCACACUGUCCAUGCUGGACUGUAACAUCUUCCCUGGCCUGGGGCGGGACUACCUGGAGACAGAAGUCAACUUGUUCCUGUUGCCAGUGCUGGAAACUGAGGGAGAGGACGCUUUGACCAGAGCAGGCUCUGCAUCCGUCCCGCUGUUCUCCCUGCUCCCUGGGUACAGGGGACACCCCAGCUUCUCCUCCUUGUCCUCCAAGUUACGCAGCCAGGUCUUGGCCAUGUCCCGCUGCCAACUGUCUCACACCAUCCUCACUGAGAAGAACUGGUUCCACUAUGCUGCUCGGAUCUGGGAUGGAGUGAAAAAAUCAUCAGUGUUCUCUGAAUACAGCCGCCUUCUUUCCUAGCUGGGAAUUUCCACUGUGACCUGGCAUGUUGUCUUGAAAAAUUCAAGUUCCCGCCUGUGGUUGGAUUCACCGAUGGGGGUACUGGUCAAAGCACAGCCAGCAUCGGUGCAUGACCCGCGUAAGGCGUUGCUCGGUUGGUGCGUCAGGACGCCAUGGAAGUUAGGCACCGUGUGUAGGAAAUAUUUUAUAUGGCUUUGUGAAAAGUUCUAUGAAUACAGGACAAAAUUCACUUAGAAAGAAAGUUUGUUUGUACAUAAUUUCGUUGAAGCUUGGUACAAUUAGUCUAAAAGUGAGGAUUGAAUUGUGGUAGUCAUGAUUGGGAAAACAUCUUUUAAAAAAAUGCUACAAGUGCUAGUAUUCAUGGUGUAAGUCAGCUUGCUGAGCAGUGUUUAACUGACCAUCCAUUUUACUAUGUAAAUAAAAAGGAAAGGUUGUUUGUUUUUUUUAAUGUUUCCUUUGGGUCGGGCAGCAGACAGAACCAUGUAUCUUAGAUGAGAUGAUGAUGAUGAUCAGGCCGUUUAUGUGUCUUGCUUGUGCACAAGGACAACAUGGUCUCCAUGACCCCCCGCCCCCCCAACACACAUUUCCGAGUGGGUACAGGUUGUUUACUGGCUGUAACGUAUAUGCAACACACAUUGCAUUUGCACAUAGCAAAGAGCUCUCACUAAAGGAGCAUGCAGUGUUUAAUCAAAUUCAUACUAAGUGGGUAGCCCCCACCGAAAUUCAUAACAUCUUUUAUGAAAUACCUGGCCAUAAAGUCCCUUGCACUAUAAAAUGAACAAACACUUUGCUAUACACGGAAUGUGGAACUUAAAUUCAGCAUGGAAGCAUUAUGCUAAUUGUGGCUAAUGCCAGCUAAUGCUGGCUAUGGUCAGUCAUACUGAUUAUCUGAGUGUGGGAAUGACUGGAGCAAGGCAGAAACUGGGGUGGUUCAUACUUAUCUGUGGUAUUUAAGGAGCUUUUUGCAGGAAAUUCAGACCUGAUGGAAAAAAACUAAGGUAGUUAUAAUAAAAUAAAAAAAAAUUGUGCUUUCGCUGCGGUACUGAAACUACACAGAACUAUGAACCCGAAACAGAGCUUUGUAUCGAACCCUGAAUUUUGUGCACCGUUACACCCCUGUGUCCUAACUAACUUGUGUCAGAGGAAAUUGUGUCACAGCACAUGCUGAUGGAAGGAAUGUAUGAUCUCUACAGACAAAUUCAGGGGAGGGGGGUAGUCAGAAUGCUAUUCUAUACUAUAUAUCUAUAACUUUUACAGCCGUAGUAAAAGCUUUGAGGCAGAAGAAUAAGAUUUUGGAAUAAUUAUAAUUAUGAGGUUGCCUUCCUACCCCUGUAUUCUGAUUUAAACCAUUAAAAGAGGAAAAUCAUCCAGAUGAAUCAUAUUAACCCAUACAGAACCCCACACAUGUUAUCGGGAUCAGAUUGUGUAUAUAUAUUAUUACAUUUGCAUUUAGACAUGUUGAUACAAUUUUAGUUAAGUAAUAUUGAGCAUAUUGUGAAAAUUGCUACAUGUUUUCUGCCUGAGAUCCUCUGUAUCUGUGAAAUUUCCCAAGAUACCCAGCACAAAUUUGCCAUGAACUUUGCUACUACAUUUUCAGAGGCAUCUCAGCCUAAGAAUGAAUUUGUUAUGAAUGCUAAAAAUGAGUUCACUCUGACUUGAAAUAGACAAUUAAAAUCCAUCCGCAAUAUUUAUUUGCUAGAGACAACGGUCACUUCUUAACUCAAUACAUUGUGUGGUUACCUGGAUUGUUAUAGGGUUAAAAUAAAUACCAUAAAUAAAAUCAUUUAAUACACAA
This is a messenger RNA of Paramormyrops kingsleyae, 3481 nucleotides long. RefSeq names its product SMG9 nonsense mediated mRNA decay factor (gene smg9). Gene Ontology annotation, biological process: nuclear-transcribed mRNA catabolic process, nonsense-mediated decay. The record is from RefSeq and is a predicted model, not a curated record. Lineage: Eukaryota; Metazoa; Chordata; Actinopteri; Osteoglossiformes; Mormyridae.